UGUUUAGGUGUGCAACUAUGAUGAAAACGAGUACGGCGUUUUAGUAUCUCCUCCGCACUCAACGCGAGUCUAUCGACAGCCAGCUGUCGAACAGGCCUUUAUGCUUCUUUUGCUUCUAAUAGCCCUUGGUGAGUUCUUCUCAUCACCAGCACUUCCACUUGCGGAUGCCGCCACACUCAGCGCCACGAAGGACAAUCCUCAAGAGUUUGGAAAAAUUCGUCUUUUUGCGUCUGUCGGAUGGGGAUUGGCUAUGUUCGUUAUGGGAAUUGGUGAGUGUGCAAUUUCAUCCAACUGCCCUUGA
Messenger RNA from Strongylus vulgaris, 301 nucleotides. The record is from the annotation of a GenBank genome assembly. Lineage: Eukaryota; Metazoa; Nematoda; Chromadorea; Rhabditida; Strongylidae.